Symbiodinium necroappetens is the source of this 489-nucleotide messenger RNA. Lineage: Eukaryota; Dinophyceae; Suessiales; Symbiodiniaceae. The record is from the annotation of a GenBank genome assembly.
AUGGCCCUGCUUCGCCUAGAAGUUCUUGCGUUUGUGUCCGCAUUGCUGCUUCAGGGUGUUUAUGUGCAAUUCUACGACAUCUUUGCUACCUCCUCUGGGCCUGCCAACAUCACGGCUUCAGCCGCAGAGGCAGAAGUAGCGGUGGAAGUUCGGGAAUUCCUUUCGGCUGAUUGUGAUGGGCCGCCUGCUCGCCUGUGGCACGUGGUGCCCUUCAACCCUGCUUGCAUGGCACUGCGGCCUCAGAUGCAAAAGCCGGGAAAGACAAGCCACGAAGCAUUGGCCUCUGCACCAAUGCUCUACGGGCGAGUUUCAUGUGACACUCUGCGCGAUGCAGAGGGAGGCUUCGUGGAGAUUUGCUCUGACGAAGACUGCAGCGAGGAUGGCUGCCAAAGAGUCUCUGUCGUUCCCGAGGGAGAGUGCGGCACCAGCUUCACAGGCUUUGCUGGGGCGUCCUGGCGGUGCAUCAAGAGCACAGAUAUCCCGAAGUGA